GUCGCCCAGCAGCAGGCGCAAAAAGAAGAAAUCGAAAGGCGUAAUAAAGAAAUGAAAAAUGAUUUUCUCAGCCAAAUUCUUGAUCAACAAGCCAGGGCGCGUCUCAAUACGCUUGCUAUGACCAAACCAGAUAAGGCGAAGGCUGUUGAAAAUAUGCUGGUGAAUAUGGCGCGAACACGUGGCAUGAGUGGUCAGGUAUUUUAUGCCUCAUUGCUUAUUGCCCUUACCUUCCGUAUUUCAAAAUAUGGUUUCUUUUUUGCUCUUCUGAUUACGGACGAACAGCUAAGGAACAUGCUGAACGAUAUCGCAUCCCAUACCAAGAAACCACCUGAAGUCAAGUUCGAUCGACGAAGAGCCGCCAUCGACUCGGACGACGAUUUCUAG
Hydatigera taeniaeformis is the source of this 384-nucleotide messenger RNA. The record is from the annotation of a GenBank genome assembly. Lineage: Eukaryota; Metazoa; Platyhelminthes; Cestoda; Cyclophyllidea; Taeniidae.